Medioppia subpectinata is the source of this 2584-nucleotide messenger RNA. The record is from the annotation of a GenBank genome assembly. NCBI's taxonomy places the organism in Eukaryota, Metazoa, Arthropoda, Arachnida, Sarcoptiformes, Oppiidae.
CGAUAUGUCUCUCAACAUAUAUGGCGGACAAAUAACUGUACUGUUGGGCCAUAACGGCGCCGGAAAGACCACUACAAUGAAUAUGAUUACCGGUAUAUUCCCGCCCACUUCGGGCACAGCAUAUAUCGGUGGUUAUGAUAUCAGACAACAGACUCGGAGGGCUCGCAAAAGUCUUGGACUGUGCCCACAGGAAAACAUUUUGUACAGUGAGUUGGAUGUGAGCCAACACUUGAAACUGUACGCUGUGUUGAAGGGCUAUCCCUGGGCUGAUGUCAACAAUGAAGUGCAAAAAAUCACAGUUUUGGUUGACUUAACAGAUAAGGCAAACACUAUGUCUACAGAUCUGUCCGGAGGUAUGAAACGUAAGCUAUCACUCGGUAUUGCAUUAAUAGGCAAUACAGAGAUCCUAAUACUGGAUGAGCCGACCUCUGGUAUGGAUCCGGAGGCGCGAAGACAUAUGUGGGAUGUCUUACAGAAUAUCAGAUCCGAAAGGACUAUACUAUUGACCACUCAUUACAUGGAAGAGGCGGACGCAUUGGCCGAUCGGAUCGCUAUUAUGAGUGAAGGAGAAGUGAAAUGCUGUGGAAGUCCUAUGUUUCUGAAGAAGGCGUUUGGCGCCGGAUAUCACCUCCGGAUCGCUAAGAACCGGCACUUCGAUAGCCAAUCGGUGUUGAAAAUAAUCCGCAAAACAAUGCCAAACGCGGACAUUAAAAGUGAGAUCAAUUCGGAGAUCAUAUACUCGUUGGAAGACAGCGACGAACGCGAGAGGAAUGAUACCCAAAGUGAAACCAAUGGUCAACUGAUCCAACUCUUCACGCAUUUAGAGGCCAGAAAAUACGAGUUAAACAUUGAAACCUAUGGCUUGACUGUCACCACAAUGGAGGACGUCUUCCUACGAGUGGGCAAUGAAUAUAUGGACAACUCUUCGGCCGAAGAGUUGAGCAAAGCGUCCACUAAUUCACUGCAAGACGCGGACCUAUUGUCGCAUAAUAUCUGUCGAAAUACUGGUAAUAAACUAAAAGCACAACAGUUUUGGGCACUUUUGCUGAAGCGGUUCCACUACGCGAAGAGGUAUUGGCCAAUGAUUGUUCUCCAGACAGUACUUCCGGCCAUACUAUUCAUGUGUAUCUUAUUGUUGGAUCAGUCGCUGAAGAAGUCGACGGUACAGACCUCUACCAAAAACCUUGAGUUAAACUUGAAGUCAAUCUACGGCCAGACCGAGGGUUUCAUACAGUCGUCGAGUGCGGCGUUUAAGCCGUUGACCGAUAAAUACAUUCAAGUGUCCAAAACUCAGGACAUGACCGCAACAGAGAUCACAGAAAACCCCAAUACUUGGGCCCUAUCUGGCAAUAGAGGUGACGAUAUCAGCAAAUAUAUCAACACUUAUUUAGUCGGCGCUCAGAUCAACGACACGGCCGACGACACCACGAAUACCGGUGAACCCGAGCUAAUAUUGAAGCCCUGGUAUAAUCAGGAGGCCAUACACUCACUCCCGGUGUCCAUCAAUUUCCUAUACGAAACACUAUUGAAACAGAAAUUCAAUAAUAAAAAACCAUCGAUCACACUAUACAACCAUCCGGUAUUAUAUGAUCAAAGCGGAAAUAAGAUGACCAUGAUUAGUGUGACUAUGAUGGUCACGUGUCUACUGCUGGUGCCCCUAACGGUGCCAUUUAUCGGCGCCUCUAUUAUACUCUUCAUUGUAUUUGCCAUUUUUGAUUUCGAUAAAAUCUUCAUGGGCAAUGCGAGCAACGCGGGCGGACUAUUCAUAUUAUUCCUGGCGUUUGGUCUGUCGGCCAUACCGUUAGCCUAUCUGUUCUCACUUCGACUCAAACAGCCCUCAACUGGUUAUGCAGUUCUGGUCGUCGUAUACCUGCUCUCAGGUAUCGCUCUCUCAUUGAUUGUGUUCUUCGUGUCAAUGCAAGCGCCGGAUGCGGCCAACGCUCUCGAAGGUGUGGCCAAUAUUAUGCCCGUCUAUGCCAUGAGUCACGGCAUACAGAAGCUGUACAAACUGGGCUCGUUUGGUGACGCGUGUGGCAAACUGACCAGGGAGUAUUUGGCCCGACAGUGCGACUAUCAGAAAAUUGGUGGCGAGACUGACGAGUAUUGGGGCUGUUGUAGGACUCUAUGCGAACCCACGCACGAGUGCUACGAUCAGCGCAAUGCUUUUCAAUGGGGCAAAUAUGGUAUUGUUACCGAAUUGGUGUACCUAAUUGUUACGGCAGUGGUCUAUACGGCUCUCCUAUCGCUAAUUGAAGGCAAUUUUCAACGAUUAAAAUACAUGUUUAAUAAGAACUCAAAGACAACGGCAGUGGUUAACAACGGGUACAGCACUGGACAGCAAAGUGUUGUGUUAGAUGUGGGAAACAAUGGCUAUGGUAUGCCAUUCGCAGUCCAACAAAUGGUAGACUCGGAUGUUUUGGUUGAAAAGCAGCGCAUCGAUGGUCUGGUGGGCGCCGAUAGUGUGACCAGUGAUGCGAUUGUUGUGCAAAAUCUGUGCAAAACAUUCAAAGCAUUUCCAGCCGUCGAUAACCUAUCGUUUGGUGUCCAUAAGGAGGAGUGUUUCGGACUGUUGGGAGUGAACGGC